This is a messenger RNA of Vicia faba (fava bean), 2538 nucleotides long. NCBI's taxonomy places the organism in Eukaryota, Viridiplantae, Streptophyta, Magnoliopsida, Fabales, Fabaceae. The record is from the annotation of a GenBank genome assembly.
AUGAUAUGCCCGUACCCGCGUGGCGAAGAUGCUUCGACUAAGUGCUCCAAGCUCUGCCCCGCCAUAGCUCUUUCGGGAAAAGUUACUUGCGAGGUUGCCGAGGGAUCAAGGACAGACAAUGCUAUUAAAAACCACUGGAACAGUUCAGUCAAAAAGAAAUUGGAUUCUUACAUGGCAUCGGGCUUACUUACUCAGCUGCAAUCUGUUCCUCAUGAUGGAAACCCAAGUCAAUCAAUUGUUGCAACAUCUUCAAGGCUGCAAUGUAAUGCAGAUGAUAAUGUUCUUCAGGGGACUGAAGGAGAUGAAGGUUUAGAGUGUAGCCACGAGUCGGCUAAUGCUCUCCACUUUCCAUCCACUAGAGAGAUGACCAGUGUUGACUUGCAAACUGUUGGGGGAGAAUGUAGUCUUGGGACGGAUCAUAGUCCAAGUCAAGCAUCCUGUUCAGAGCCAUAUUACAUAUCAAUUGAUGAUGCUACUACAUGCAUCCCAGAAAUGACUCAUCACGAAGCAUGUUCUUCUGAACUCAAUGAACAAUUCUCACAUGAACCUGGAAAUCCCAUAAAUGAGGAUUGCCAGUUUAAUUUACAUUCCUUGCCCAAUAUUUCAUCAAUAGACUUAGGGAAGGACUCCUCCCAGUUGCAAAGAGAUUAUAUGGAAUCUACAGAUCCUAGUGGAAUACGUGACUCGGCGAAUGUUUCAAUGCCCAUGGAAACUACAUCUACGGAUGCUGCCAAACCAGAUCAUAUGCUGAUAUCUGAUGAUGAAUGUUGCAGAGCCCUAUUUCCAGAGGCAAAUAAUGAUAGAUGUUUUAUCCCUGGAGAUUAUAUUAAAGAUGUUGAUACUGUUGAAUUUUCUGGUCACCCCCCAUUUGUUUGUCAAUCAUGUCAUUUUCAGAUUUCCGAAAAUUGUGGAACCUCAAAUCUGCCAUUAACUUGUCCUCAGUGUUCUAAUAAUUUUAAAGGGAUGGCAUACUCCCAAUCUACUCGACCAGUACAUUCCGCUGAGCCUGAGGAUCAGAAGUUUGUUUUGACAGCACCUGAUAACUUCACUUAUGCCAUUGACAUGCCCAGUUCUCAUUGUAUUGAUGCUACAGAUAGUGCAGUAAUGCGAGAUGUUAAGCAAACUUGUUUUCCAACAGAUGAAAGGCCAAACAUGCACACAGAAAAGGAGGGCAAGGGAGCACUAUGCUAUGAACCUCCCCGUUUUCCGAGCAUGGAUAUUCCUUUCUUGAGCUGUGAUCUUGUGCAAUCUGGGGGUGAUAUGCAGCAAGAAUUUAGUCCUCUGGGUAUCCGCCAGUUUAUGAUGUCGUCUAUGAACUGUCUGACUCCUUCAAGGUUGUGGGACUCGCCUUCUCGUGAUGAUAGUCCAGAAGCAUUAUUGAAAAAUGCAGCUAAAACUUUUACGGGUACACCGUCAAUAUUAAAAAAACGACGCCGAGAUUUGUUAUCCCCACUUUCAGAUAAACGAAUUGGCAAGAAACUUGAGACUGACAUGACAUCAUCUCUGUCCAAAGCCUUUUCUAGUUUGGAAGCAGAUAUACUCUCUCCAUCUUCAUUGCAAAAGCAAAACUCCGAGGCUCCUGUUUUUGACGACGAUAAAGAAAAUUGUGGACAAGCUGAUAAAGGUAAACAAGUAGAGGAGAUAAUUAAAUCUGCAGUUUUGGAAGAAAAGAUGUCCCAAAGAGAUGCUCUUGACAGUAAUUCUCCUAGUAAGGUUAAGCAGCAACCUCUUGAUGUUGAUUCUAAAAUGAAGAUUGAUGUUACUACUGCUGUUGAGAUUGUGCAACAAUCUUCUGGAGUUUUGUCUGAACAUGAUAGGAACGACCUUUCAUUAUAUUCAUCUGAUGAAGUUGGUGUUAGAGACAGAGUUCUAGGUUCUAGUGUUAUAUCUCCCAGAAACAUGAACAAUAGGAGCUCAGAAAUAGCUCCAAACCAGAGCAUUCCUUCAAAAAUACCUUCUGAGAAUCAACGCUCAAGGUUUAGCUCUCCUUGUGUUCGUGCAAAGGAACAUGAAAAUCUUACAGUUUCUAUUGCUCGUGCAAAAGCUCCAGAGGAGAAUUCGGGGGAUCAAAGUAAAAACGAUGGAGAAUUUGGAACGUGUAACAUAUUUGGCGGAACACCUUUCAGGAAAGGUUUUGAAUCACCUUCUGCAUGGAAAUCUCCUUGGCUCAGGAAUACUUUUCUCUGUAGCCCAAAUGCUGAAAUUACAAUUGAGGAUUUUGGAUUUUUCAAAAGCCCGGGAGGUGAUAGAAGCUACGACGCUAUCGGGUUGUUAAAAGAAGUUGGUGAACAAACUGCUGCUACAUAUGAAAAUGCACAGGAGAUUUUGAAUAAUGAUACUCCUAAAGCAUUACCUAGAGGCGGCGGCACACCAGGAGAUGAUAAGAAUAGCGAUGACGAAAAUGAUGAUUCUAACAAUGCAAACAAUUCUAAAUUGACUUCUAAUGCUUUGGUUGAGCGCCGCGUACUCGACUUUAGUGAAUGUGGAUCACCUGAUAAGAGUGAUAGCAGCAAAUCCUCAGCAAAUCCUCAGCCAUGA